CUAUUGAAAUGCACGCGGUGCGUCGUUGAGAACGAGCCACGCCGGUUUAUCUUCGAAAUAGAGAAUCCGGUCGUUCGUCAAACAAAAUAAAAACUUGUGGACUUUUGUGUUAAAAAUUGUGAUAAUUAGUGAUAUCCGCUAACUAGUGCCGGUGACCGAGCGGCUUUGAUUUAUUUAUCUGGUUGAAAAGUGAUGCAUAGUGAGUGAGAUGGGCCUGACAGAGGAGCGCACGCGGUCGCGCCGGUCUCCCGAUCUGCCCCCGCUGCCGCCGCCCAUCCAACCCUGCAGCGGCUUCCUGGGCAAUGGUAAAUCCGUGAUAAGGCCGAUAGCGUUCAAGCCGUUGGGCGGGCGCCUGUCUGCGGGCGGGGAGCGAUACGGCUCCACGCCGGUGCUCGCAAGCCGCCCGCCGUCGCUUAUGACGCUGUAUGGAAGUUCAUCCGACGUCCGCGAGUCACGUUGGUGCGGGUCCCCACAGCCCGCGUCGCUGUCCGCUCUGCCGCCCGCCACGCUCUCCGGCCCGCUCCACCAGAGACACCACUCCGCCAUCGUGACAAAAUCAAGCUCUGUGCUGGGGUCGGACACCAAAGAGCCAGUCCCGGCGCCUUCGCCCGCUGACUCCGGCGUCUCCGAACUGGAGAAGGACCAACAUGAUUACAGUACAGCUGACCGACUCCGCAGCCACGACGUCCGUCUCCGAGCGCCGCGCCUCAUGCUGCAGAGCUAUGGUGGCCGGACGAGAGACGAGAGAGAUGCGGAGCUCGCGAGAGUAAGGAGAGAUAGAGCGCUGCUACGACAGAGGCUAGAGGACACUGAGUGGAGUUUGUGUCAGAGAGCUGGGGAGAUUGCUCUGUUGAAGACUCAGCUGAAAGAUGCUCAGAACGAGCAAACCGCCAAAGGUCACGAAUACCUGACACUGAAAGCCGACUGCCGCCAACUAAGAGAGGCUAUCGACAAGAAGGACAAAGAAGUGAUAAGACUACGACACGAAUCUGAUGAUAAAGACAAAUCAUUGAAAAGGUUGCAGGCAGAAGUCGACAGACUAACGAAAGACUUGAUGGAAAGCGUCACAGAUCUAACUAAAACUAAAGAGAGCAGUAAAAACGAAAUCGAGAAGCUAAAAACCGAAGUGAAGGAACUCAGACAGGAACUAUCCGAUGUAUCUCUUAGUGGAUAUGAAGGUAUCGAAUGCGGACGAACUAUGAGAGGGAUUUACGAUGUCUGCAAGACUAAUGAGUAUCACUGGACGUCCAGUGACAGUGCUUUAGAAGACGCUGAAGUGCAAAGACUGAAUGGUGAACUACCAGAUCCUUGUGGGGACCCGUGCGCUGCCAGCGCCAUGGUGGAAAGACUCAAAUGCGAAAUAGAAAACAAAGACACCCAAUUCAACAACGAAAGAAGAAAAUGGUCCGAGGAAAAGGACAAAGUACUGAGAUACCAGAAACAAUUACAGAUGAAUUACGUGCAAAUGUUUAAACGAUCGCGCAAUUUGGAAGCUGAAAUCGACGGUUUGAGGCUAGAACUCGAAUUGUGCAAUAAAAAUAUGAAGAAUCUGAACCAACACAAAACCAUAGAGUUGUAAAUGUACCAAAUUCUAUAGAGUUUAAUAUUUAUUUAGAUAUUACUAAUGCUUUUGUAAAUAGUUGUAGCGUGUUCUUGCCUAGUGCGGGAUUGUUGUCAGUAUAUAACUGGAAAUGUUUUGUUUCUUAAAUUUUACUUUUUUCUGUAAGCCUGUCUGUUGCCAUUCAAAAACCGAUAUCAAAGAAAAAUGGCGUUGCUUUUAUGUAUCUAGAUCAAACAAUACUUAAUGGAAGAUUAGUAAACUUACUAAAUUAAUUGUUGUAUAAUUCAAUUAUUAGGUUAAUUUUACGCUCUCUAUUAUUUAUUUUGCUUAAUAUCAUACACCUAACAAUGCCAUAGAAUUUUGACAUAACAUAACUGAAAAUAGUCUGCUUGGCCCAUCGAUCUCCUAUUACCGUCCCCACUCAAUGAGUGCCAAACACAACUUCUUGGCACUCAAUUCAAGUAGUCACAUUGGCAAAUUCAACCUUAAACUCAAUCCUUAAGGUUGUAUGUGCUGUGAAUUUGAAAUUUUAUUGAAUAUUGGACUAUAUUUAAAGGCCUGCAGGUAUAAUUUUCUUUACCAAUAAUUAAAACUUUCAAAGCAAAAUUGUCCAGUUUUUAAGUGUAAUUUUCUGCAUAAUUGUGCGUCCUUUUAUUGGCUUGGCUGGAGUUUUUUUUCAAGACAUUUCACAUUUUAUGUAAAAAUUAAAAUUUCAUUUAAAUUUUAUGUAGUUGGCCUACUACAUUAUGAUUAUUAUCGCCUAAUUUACUCUCUGAUAGGCAUAUUAUACAACUAGCUGACGUCGCGCGGUUUCACCCGCGUGAAACGUUCCCGUUCCCGUUUCCGUAGGAAUAUACGGGAAUAAUAUAUAUAGCCUUGAUAAAUGGGCUAUCUAACACUGAAAGAAUUUUUCAAAUCGGACCAGUAGUUCCUGAGAUUAGCGCGUUCAAGCAAACAAACAAACAAACUCUUCAGCUUCAUAAUAUUAGUAUAGAUUAUUAAUUAAUGGCUCUUAAUAUGAACAAUACUCAGCUGACAAUUUAUUUAAAUAUCCCUCUUAAAUUAUUGUACAUUAACUAGCAUAAUAUUACAAAACAUAGUUACUUUAUAAAGAAAAAAUAAUAAUAUUUUUACAAAAAUAUUACUAGCUAUAAUAUUAUUAUUAAUAAUAAUAAUUGUUUUAAAUACACA
Messenger RNA from Bicyclus anynana (squinting bush brown), 2752 nucleotides. Its product is annotated as leucine zipper putative tumor suppressor 2 homolog. The record is from RefSeq and is a predicted model, not a curated record. NCBI's taxonomy places the organism in Eukaryota, Metazoa, Arthropoda, Insecta, Lepidoptera, Nymphalidae. Bases 209 to 1579 code for a protein of 456 amino acids. The transcript has 7 exons.